This is a messenger RNA of Cooperia oncophora, 645 nucleotides long. The record is from the annotation of a GenBank genome assembly. NCBI's taxonomy places the organism in Eukaryota, Metazoa, Nematoda, Chromadorea, Rhabditida, Trichostrongylidae.
AUGGCGCGUAGUGAUGUAGGAAUUGCCGGUGAAACCGGAAGGCCCGAUUCGGUGCCAUAUCAAGGAAUAAGAACUGAAAUAGUAAAUCGUCUUCUUCUGGGAGGUCAGUGUCCAUCAUGGUUCGAAACAAUUUCGUUUCAGGUUGAGUUUCACACACCCAAGCUUAAGGCAUACACCUUUGAAUUGAAACCCUAUACUACUAAACAAAUCGCUAACGUCUCAUUUGAAAUUACUUCAUUCACAUUUACACCAAUCUCACUACUCAACCAACGAUUCUUCACAAACAAUAACUCAACAGCCUACGUACCACCAGAUACGGAAUUCAGUUACGCGUGCAGUUCAGAUCCACGUCAUAAUGACAUGAUCCAUGACCAGACCAAACAUGCAACUGCAAUCCUGCAGAAGACACUGUCAACUGCUAUUAAUACAUUUCCCUUACCAAUACCGCAAGGACUCAUAUCCACACAAGGACACAAUAACAUACCUACUAUUACUACACGAGCAGUAUCCGUACAAUUAAUGAUUACAUUCAAUCACACCAUAAAAGAAAUCACGCAAGAAAUCCAAAAUUUUCAGUGUAGCAUACUACCCCAACGACUAUUCGGAUGUUAUAACUGUGUCAAGGGUUCAGUAGCAACGCUCUUC